Carassius carassius (crucian carp) is the source of this 1097-nucleotide messenger RNA. RefSeq names its product proline-rich transmembrane protein 2-like. The record is from RefSeq and is a predicted model, not a curated record. The transcript has 4 exons. Bases 1 to 624 code for a protein of 207 amino acids. Lineage: Eukaryota; Metazoa; Chordata; Actinopteri; Cypriniformes; Cyprinidae. Gene Ontology annotation, cellular component: membrane.
AUGAGCUGCCAGACCCCGGGCCCUGUCACAAACCAGCCAGGGACCACCGGGGUCGGAUCGGACUCAUUCCCAUGUCUGCGCCCCCUCACUUUCCCCCAGAAGUCCAAUGAGGAUGUGCGGCGCUCGGGAGAGGUCACCGUUACAGUCAAGGAGAAAGCUGAGAGUGUCGAUAGGAUUUGUUCUUCCCCAAAUGAUGCUUCUACCUCCAAACCCACUGUCUCAUCUCCUCCUCGCCGGCAUCAUUCUCUCCCUCACUCUCACCAUCCACAUGUGGGCCGCACUCGGAUGGGCAGCCGCUCCAGCUCCAUCACCUACACAGCGUUCUCCCCACGGCCCUCCAUUUCACGUCACUCCAGUAUCGCCACCAACCCCCCGAUGGACCGCUCCAAACCCAAAGACUACCUCAUCCUCGCCAUCAUCGCCUGCUUCUGCCCUGCCUGGCCAAUCAACAUUGUGGGAUUCGUUUACUCCAUCAUGUCCCGGAACAGUCUGGAGCAGGGGAACAUAGACGGAGCGCGGCGACUGGGUCGCGUGGCCAAGCUGCUCUCUGUUGUCUCUCUAGUGGGAGGAGCCAUCAUCAUCGUAGCAUGCGCAGUCAAUCUGUCAAUUCAUGUCAAAUACUGAGAGCAGUGAGUGUGCCACAGAAUCCAGCUUCACAUCAGAUCACUGACCCGAACACCACGGCCCAUUAGUUUUGCCCCGCUGCUGCUGUGACGAUACGCGAUCGAUAAACGGAUGACUUUGCUCUCUGAAAGAAACCUUGCUGAUCUGCAAUAUCCUUCAAACAGAUGGAACGAGAUGCUUCACUGAAAUCACACACAUCAAUGAGAAAAGAGUAAAAAAGUUUUAUUCUUGCAUUCGUUCCUCGGCACUUCCUUGGAAUCUCUCACACCUGAACAUAAACAGGCCGGCUUUGAGGAGAAUUGCAGGUAAAGCCAAAGUACUUUUCCUUCUCCAGAAGCCGAAAACAAGCCAAACCGAAAUACAGACAUAGGUUUGUCAGAUUAUUCCAACCAGUGAAAAUCAACCGCCAGUUGUUCUGAAGAUCGUCAAGUGGCUCACAUGUGAUGAAGUGGAUCUCCUCAGUGUGAUCACGU